Molecule: messenger RNA, 1266 nt
Organism: Papaver somniferum (opium poppy)
Lineage: Eukaryota; Viridiplantae; Streptophyta; Magnoliopsida; Ranunculales; Papaveraceae
Product: F-box protein CPR1-like
Exons: 1
Coding region: 1-1266 (421 amino acids)
Molecular function (GO): protein binding
Source: RefSeq, a predicted model, not a curated record
AUGGAGUUUCCUUCAAACCCUAAAUCCCCGAUGCUUCGACAAAGAGGAGGAGCAUUGUCAACCAGCAAGAUUCCAGAAGAGUUGUGCCAUGAAAUCCUGUUAAGAUCGCCAGUGAAAUCCGUAUUAAAAUGUAAGUCUGUUUGUAAAUCUUGGUUUUUCAUGAUAUCAAACCCUAGUUUUGCUAAAUUCCACCUCCAACGUAAUAAAACCAGCAACUCUAGUAAUAAUAUUAGGCUGUUGCUUGGAACUGGUGCUGAUCUGCACUCUAUAAGUUAUGAUUCGUUAGUUUCAUCAUUAUCAUCUGAGUCUGAGGAGAUUGAAGAUUCUGCUGUUAUUAGGAUGCCGUAUCCAUUCAGAUUGGAUAUUAGUCGUGUUGCAUUAUUCGGUUCCUGUGAUGGUCUGGUUUUUCUUUGGCUUUUGGAUAAUGCUGAUUGUUUUUGUCCUCCUGAGAAUGAUGUUGGCUAUUAUACUGGUUGUUGUGGUUGUCGUAAGGACUUCUUGUGUAUUUGGAACCCAGCCACCAGGGAAUACAAGAAGAUACCUCAAUCACCAGAUAUAGAUCUUCACUACAGCAUCUGCAUCUGUAUGAAUGGUGUUGCAUAUGAUGGUAAGAAUGACGAUUACAAACUUGUAAUCGGGAUUUGUUGCUUAAAAACUGACUUGACUGGUCAAGUGCAGAUCUUUUCGUUAAGAUCAAAUUCAUGGCUAACUAUUCAUACACAUUAUCUUUUUACUUAUUCUAAUGGGCCAGAAUGUGGUGUACUUGUUAAUGGGAAUCUUCAUUGGUUAGCCAAAGGGGAAUGUGGACUUUGCAUAGUCUAUUUGGAUAACAUCAGUGAUCUGCCACCAUUCAAAGAGAUUCAACUACCAAUUGUACCUAAAUUGGAGUUUAUUACUGCGGGAGUGUUGGAAGAGGGGUGCCUUUGUGUACUCGCUGAUAAUGGUGACAGUGGUCUUGCUCGUGUUGAAGUAUGGGAAAUGCAAGUUUAUGGGGUUCGUGAAUCCUGGAUUAAACGUUAUGCUAUCGCAAAUAAGACAAUAACUACGUCAUUUACGAAUAUAGGAUCUUCUUGGAAAAUUAUGUGGUCUUUUAGGCACGGGAAGAUUGUAUUCCUGGAUUCCUUUAGAGCAGUAUUAUAUGAUCCAAAGCAUGGAACUGCCAUGGAACAAUAUUUGGAUAAUUUGGCAGAUUUUAAGUCAGAAGUUGAUUUUAUUGAGAGCUUAGUUUCACUCGAUUCUGGUACAUAUUGGGGACAGAACGAUUAG